CGCCUUGCUCAGCCUUCCCGCCGUCAGCCAUGUCGACCGCCGCCCCCCGCCUCAGCCCGCCAUUCCGCGCAGACCACAUCGGCUCCCUCAAGCGACCUGUCGCGCUCCUCCAGAAGCGCAAGGAGUCCGAGGAGGCCAAAUGCACGCAGGAGGAGCUCCGCGUGGUCGAGGACGAGGCGAUCCGGAACAUUGUGCAGAUGCAGAGGGACGUCGGCAUCAAGGCGAUCACAGAUGGCGAGUUCAGGAGGCAUAUGUUCUUCGAUGGCGUUUUUGACAACCUCGAUGGCAUGAAGUACAUUCCGGUUGUUCCUCUUGACUGGUUCAUGGACUAUGUACCCGACGUCGACGCCUUCAAGAAGCAGGCCUCUUUCAAGGGCGCCGCUUCAUACCUGUGCGAAUCAAAACUCAAGCGCACCAAGCCCUUCUACAUCGGCCAAUUCGAGGCGCUCAAGACCCUCACCAAGCCCGAGGAGCACAAAAACCUUAAAAUUACCAUGUGCGCGCCCGAGUGGUUCCACCUCCGCCAUGGCCCCUACGCGUACCGGAAGGACGUCUACAAGAAUGACGAGGAAUACUUUGCGGAUGUUGCACAGGCAUACCGCGAGGAGAUUAAGGCACUCUAUGAUGCCGGCUGCCGGAACAUCCAGUUCGACGACCCUCUGCUAGCAUACUUCUGCGACGAGAAGAUGCUCCGGGGCAUGGAGGAACGCGGUAUCGACCACGCGGCACUGCUCGACCUAUACUGCCGCGUGUACAAUAGGUGUUUGGAGGGCCGCCCCGCGGACAUGACGGUCGGCCUGCAUUUGUGCCGCGGGAACUUCAAGGAUGGGAGGCACUUCAGUGAGGGCGGAUACGACCGCAUAGCUAUCAAGCUCUUCCAAGAGAUUCAUGUCGACACUUAUUACUUGGAGUACGAAACCGAGCGUGCGGGCACGUUUGAGCCCCUGCGCUGGCUCCCCCGGAGCAAGUCGGUCGUUCUCGGUCUCGUGUCGAGCAAGUUCCCCGUGAUGGAGAACAAGGAAGAGCUCAUCGCACGCGUGCACGCUGCUGCUGAGGUCAUCGCAAAUGGCGACGAGAAGCGCUCGCGGGAGGAGGCACUGAACCAGAUCUGCAUCAGCCCGCAGUGCGGUUUCGCAUCGCAUGCAGAGGGGAACCCCGUCACGGAGGCGGAUGUGGUGCGGAAGUUGAGCCUGGUCGUCGAGACGGCGAAGGCCAUCUGGCCGGAUGCCUAGGUGUGAGGACGGCGAAGAUGAUUUGGCCGGACGCUCAGGUGUUCGGCCCCAUAGCCGAGGGUUGGAUGCAUUCAACAUGCCCAAUGCCGCUUGAUAUAUUAUCAGGUCUCUGGAGUUUUGUCGAAUCGCUGUUGUGCUAUGCACAGACUAUUCGAUGAAUGCAACAUUCAUUGAUGAGGAAGCCCG
Molecule: messenger RNA, 1418 nt
Organism: Postia placenta MAD-698-R-SB12
Lineage: Eukaryota; Fungi; Basidiomycota; Agaricomycetes; Polyporales; Adustoporiaceae
Exons: 12
Coding region: 30-1232 (400 amino acids)
Molecular function (GO): 5-methyltetrahydropteroyltriglutamate-homocysteine S-methyltransferase activity; zinc ion binding
Source: RefSeq, a predicted model, not a curated record